AUGGUCAAACUCUUUGACCUGGACGCUGAAAUCGGAAUUACGCUGUUGGUUGUUACUAGUAGUCCUGGAGGAUCUUAUUCCAAUUGGUGGUGCUCCAUGUUCAAUGCAGAUCUUGCACUUAGUGUGACAAUGACUGCGAUUUCAACUCUUCUUUCCGUCGCAGCGCUUCCAGCAAACCUUUUGCUGUAUGCCAAGAUGGCGUACUCGGCGGAUAUCACGGAACAACUCGAUUGGCGAUCCCUAUUCACUUCUUUGGCAGUGGUCAUAUAUGCCAUUUUGUUUGGACUCUUUUGUUCCUGGAAGAUACAUUCCUACAAAUUUAAUAUUGUCUGCAACAAAGUUGGAAACGUUGCUGGAUUGCUCUUGGUCAUCUUUUCGGCAACAGUGGCCAACACGGGUGGUGGGAAUGUUGCGGAGGGUGAACAUGUAGACCGAAUCUGGUCGCGAGGGUUCCAGUUUUAUGCCGCCUGUUCGUUGCCAUGUAUACUGGGGAUGUUGAUAGCGGCUGGUUUGGCAACUGUCGUGGACCUGAAAAAGCCAGAGAGAAUCACUGUCGCAGUGGAGUGUUGUUACCAAAAUGUCGGAAUUGCAACUUCGGUGGCCCUCUCCAUGUUCAAGGGAGCAGAAGUGACCAAAGCAAUGGGUGUUCCAUUGUUUUACGGAAUUGUCGAGGCAGUAUUUGUCGGAAUUUUCUGUAUAGUUGGUUGGAAGGCUGGAUGGACGAAAGCACCGAUUGAUGUUUCCUUUUGGAGAAUGAUAACGACAACCUACGAAGUAUUGGAAGCAGAACGGAUUGGACAGUCAGAAGAAAUCGAAGUCGCGUUUACCGAUGACGAUGCCAGUGCCGAGACACAAGAAGGUCACAUAUUCACUACCUUCUUUUCAUUAGAGAACUUGGAUAAGAAACCGAACUCUCGAAAAGAACCCAGUGGUGAACUGGAAACGGUAUACCCAGAGCUAAGAGACCAAAAUAUCACAUAA
Molecule: messenger RNA, 981 nt
Organism: Cylindrotheca closterium
Lineage: Eukaryota; Bacillariophyta; Bacillariophyceae; Bacillariales; Bacillariaceae
Source: the annotation of a GenBank genome assembly